AUGGAGUCCGCCGCUGUUCUCCGCUCCUUCCACUGUUCUGCACGCACUGCUUCCAAUGUGUGGCCUGUGCUUCAGAGACCAGGCAUGGCGCCCAUGUCUAAUGCAUCCUGGCCCAACUCAAGUGAGUCACCUAUACAAGGCUUGACAUUUGGUGGGAAGCUUGUUUCUUUGCUGGCAAAACGAGAUCCUGUGUUGGUGUCUUGCGUAAAGACAUCUGAAACUGCUUCGACAGCUAAGUCAAAUGUAUAUAACUGUAUAAUAUUUCUGAGCAUUUUACCUGGCUUUUUGAUCCCCAAAUUUGGUAAUCGUAAUGGACCUGUUUCAUCAGAUAGACAACCAGAAGGAUCAGUGGAGAAAAGUUCUGCACGAAAUGGGACAUUUCCCAAUGGAUUUGAGGUAAUUUAUCUCUAUGAAGCUCAUUUUAUUUGGUGCAUCCCCUCUGGACUUUAUAUGUUAUUUGUGGACUUUGCAUCAAUGGUGGACCCUAUGCAGACACUAACCAUGAUUCCACCACUUUUCAUAUAUGCCUCCAAAUUUUACUCUGUACUAACUGUCAUGAAGAGAUACAUUUGGGCAGAAUAG
This is a messenger RNA of Ilex paraguariensis (yerba mate), 582 nucleotides long. Lineage: Eukaryota; Viridiplantae; Streptophyta; Magnoliopsida; Aquifoliales; Aquifoliaceae. The record is from the annotation of a GenBank genome assembly.